CUUCUUGGUCAUUUGUCUCGUUGUACGAAGAGUCGUAUCGCUGCUCAUAUGCCAGGCGAGCUCGUCUAGGCAUCCCUCUACUCUCUGUGUCUUGUUCCGCUCCGGGGUCUGUCCAGCAUGACCACCGCUUCAUCUUCGACGCUUCGGCCUUUUGAAAAACGGUUCAAGGCGAGCCAAAAACAAUAUACCGAUCAUUUGGAAACGACUGAACGUUUACAAGCUCAACUGCGGUUGGAUGCCGACGAGCUCGGCGCACAGGCGGGCUGGGAUCCAGCGACAUUACAGGGCGUCAACGCCUGGCUAGAUGAUAAGGCUUGCAUAUUUAGGUUUCUCAAGCGGAACGGGUAUGAUGAGAGAAAGGCUUACAGCGCAAUAUUGACUGCUCUGGCCAAUCGGGCGACUCAUUCUCUUCAUCAACCACUCCCAUCCAUCCCACCGUACUCGACAUCCCCGCUGUUUUACCUACUGCCCCUGCCACGUUUCACGGACAAAGUUGGUCGGCCAAUAGUCAUUCUUACUGCCAAGGAGGUGAAGAGAGAUAGUCAUGGAUCGAUGCAAGAUCUAUCACAGUGGAUCUGGUGGGGUGCGGAAAUGCUUAGACGGACAUUGAGAGAUCACUGGGUGAAAGGGAAAUGGACUGAUGGCAAAACGAAAGCCGAAGGCGGUGAAGGCUGUGUCCUCAUCAUCGAUGCCGGAGGGUCUAGCUAUCGUAAUCUGGAAGUUGAGCUCGUCCCAAUAUUCAACGUCAUUGGGUCUAAGAACUUUCCAGGAAUGAUUGAAAGUGCUUUCGUCAUUAAUGCUGGCUGGGUUCAGCGCAGUCUGUGGAGUAUAUUGAGACCGAUUUUACCCAAACCAGCCGUGGAAAGGAUCAGUUUAGUGGACAAGACUAAGGAUAUGGGCGAGGUUUUUGAUCUUGAUCGUUUACCUCAGAUCUUUGGCGGGAGAGAUCCGUGGAAAUGGGCGCCUGAAGACAAUCCAGUCUUGGCAUAUUAUCAAUCCCAUGCGUUGACUCCGGAUAAAAAGGCAUCACCAUGCUUGCAACCAGGUUCGUUGGGUUCGUUUUCUUCGACCGCCGAAGUUUUCUAUACCGCCAAUAACACUCCUAUCUCAAGCAGGCGAACCAGUCGACGUUCGAGUCGUGUGAUCGAUCGAUCUUCCAUUGUCAUGACCAAGGCCGAGGAGGCUCAAGGAGACCGUAUCGAUAUUGUCGCCGCCCUCCAGCAAGCAGGCCUUGUCGAUAAUGGCAAGCCACAACCCGUCUCUCAAGCGUCGACAACGACCGGACCGUCUCGUGCUAUGUCUACAUCAUCUUUAAUAUUUCCUUCUGCAAUCGAACGCGUCAAAUCCCUAGCCGACUUCCACCUCUACCUCUCACCCUCUCGACUUGCGCAAAUUGAUGGUCUUUCCGAUAUCAGUGAUGAUGCGCCUCAUCAUCUGGAGCUGCCCGCUCCGAUUCCCCAUCGCAUGCUCCGUCCCGCUUUUCUCAACCCUCAAAUUCCGAUCACCGUCAACUACGCUGCUGCUCGACCUCUUCGACCACCACUUCGCACCAUGGGUAUACCCGGUCAUAUCGCUCAGGACGAUCAUGUCCGGAGCUAUUCCACCGACUUGAUGAGACACCAUGCCAAGAGUCUCGUCAAACUAGAUACCGAUGCUGCAAUUGCGAGGACCAAGUCAACCCUGGGUAACGAUGUGAACAAGUCCGCGCAAGAAUCUCAGGAGACCGUCGGUGAAGACGAGCAGCCUAGUCCAUCUGAUCCUGCAGAUCCCGAACUUGGUUCACAACCGAAUGUGACACAUCCCAUAUCUGCAUUUUCCCGGUCCUCGAAUCCCUUCUACGGAUACCCAGCUGUUCGCGUCUCGGAUAUAAACCAUCCAGGCCAGUCUGCCAUCGUGCCUCAGUAUCCCAGACGGCGGAAGCGAGAUUUGGUUAGGACACUCUUAUUCCUAUUCCUCGUCCGACUUCAGUCUUGGCGAGUGUUUACCGAGCGAUCUUUGGGACUUCACCGACUUAUUCGAUCGACUCCGGCUCAACGCCUAGCUUCCGUUACGAACCCUUCCCAGGGACUUAUCAUGGAGGCUCGGCAGAAUAAUUCCAGGGCUGUAUCCUUGCGCAAAAAGUGGGACGCAGACUGGAUCUGGAUGGGUAUCGUCUUUGUCAUCAUGCGAGGAGCUUGGGGCCGUCUGAUAUCUGGUCCGCUCGAGGCGGUCGGCCUGAGUGGAUUCCGAGAUUUCUUGGGAUUGCACUGA
Messenger RNA from Kockovaella imperatae, 2250 nucleotides. RefSeq lists its product as hypothetical. The record is from RefSeq and is a predicted model, not a curated record. The coding region runs from base 118 to 2250 and encodes 710 amino acids. The transcript is spliced from 4 exons. NCBI's taxonomy places the organism in Eukaryota, Fungi, Basidiomycota, Tremellomycetes, Tremellales, Cuniculitremaceae.